GACUAAAGAGCACGAAUCCCAUCCCAAUGAGUUCAGGCCACCCCCCGGUCUCGGAAACCCCCUGAGCUGCCUUUGGUUCACCCGAGGAGGCCAUUGGAGGAGAGGCGUCACGUGACCACGGGGUGCCAAUGUUAUUCUACAAGGGUGUCAAGACCCUGUCAGUUUCUGAAAUAAAUAUUGGGAAACGGCGAGAUGCAAAAGGCAACCUACUACGACAGCUCCGCAAUUUACAGUGGCUACCCAUAUCAAAGCGCAAAUGGCUUCAGUUAUGAUGCCAAUCAGGUCCAAUAUCCCCGGGUCUCUCAUGUGGAAAGUGAGUACCAUCGACCUGCCUGCUCCCUGCAGUCUCCUGGCGGCUCCGUGGCUCUGCAGAAGCCGGGAGAGAUGGCGGAGAGCUGCGACAGGACCACGGCCAUUCAGGCGGCGCAGUCCAAGGUCCUCCCGGAAAGCAAUCAACCAUCGGGCCCACCUCCUCCCUCACAGUCCCCCGGUGCUAACAGCCAAAAUGCAGGCAACGGGUCCAACCAGCCCGGCGUCAAGAACGGCUCCCCGACCUCUGGAGGUCGCAGCAAACAUAUCUUCCCCUGGAUGAAGGAGUCCCGUCAGAACACCAAGCAGAAACCCACCAGUAGCUCCAGCUCAGUGGAGAGUUGCCCCGGAGACAAGAGCCCCCCGGGGUCGGCAGCAUCAAAGAGAGCCCGGACAGCUUACACCAGCGCGCAGCUUGUGGAGCUGGAGAAGGAGUUCCACUUCAACCGGUACCUCUGCAGGCCCAGGAGGGUGGAGAUGGCCAACCUGCUCAACCUCACAGAGAGACAGAUCAAGAUCUGGUUCCAGAACCGCAGGAUGAAGUACAAAAAGGACCAGAAGGGCGUCGGGAUGAUGCCUUCUCCUGGUGGACAGUCCCCGCGGAGCCCCGUGGGCCCUGCCUCUGGUGGCGGCAGUGGGGGAGUCGGAUACCUCAGUUCUAUGCAUUCUUUGGUUAACAGCGUACCAUACGAAUCCCAGUCGCCGACCUCUUAUAAUAAACCUCAUCAAAACGCAUACGGUAUGGCUACGUCAUACCCCCCUCCUUUGAACAACUCACUGAACAACUGCCCGCCAUCCCAGAAGAGGUACCCCGGAACAGACUCGGCCACGCCCGAGUAUGACGCGCACCCUCUCCACGGCAAUGGCAACUAUGGGACGCACAUGCAAGGCAGCCCCGUCUAUGUCGGCGGAGGCUACAUGGACUCCAGCUCUGGCGCGUCCGUGUUCGGACUGACCCACCUCCCGCACCCGCCGUCCGCGAACAUGGAGUACAACGGAGCAAUCACAAUGGGCAACAGCCAGCACGGAGUGUGUGACCCCACUCCGACGUACACAGACCUAACGCCGCACUACUCUCAGGGAAGAAUCCAGGAAGCCCCCAAACUGACGCAUCUGUAGCAGUGGAUCACUCCGCCCCAUUGUCUCAUCCACCUCCAGACAUACUUCCUGCUUUGUUUCUGCGCCUCCUCACGGCUCCCACCUUCUCCUCUGCGCUCCUUUACGUUCCCUCUAUAGUUUGAUGUGUGAAGUAGCAGUAGGUUAAAUAAUCACGACUUUAUUGAAUUUUUUCUUCCAUUUGCUUGAUGUCAUUGUCUAACAAGGACCUUAAUCUAGAGAUAGCGAGAGGGAGGGGUGCACAGCUUAGUACGAAUAUUUAAUCUUUCCUUUUAAAACUCUUGUUUUAAGCUCAAACAGGGUAUUAUGAACACGUGUUAUUACUCUUUAAUGUGAAUUUGUCCGUCCUUUAUUUAUCCGCAGUUGAAGAAUUUUUUUUUUUUUUUUUUGCAUUUUGUUGCACUUGUGUAAAAGACCUCAAGAGCCACGAGAUCGUGAAGGGAGAGAUUUUUAUUCUCAAAAGAAAGAAGAAAACAAGGGUCCUGAGCUUUUACGCCACUUCCCUUGAUUUUGUGUUUUGUUCCGUUUGGACUCCAUGUUAUUUAUUUUGUUCGCUGUAAAAGGCAAAAAAGGACUCGUAUAGUAUUAUUUGACACCCCUCCAUCUUUGUGUGCGCGCGCGCGUGUGUGUUAGGGGGGAGAAGGUUGGUGGAAAAUUAGCGUAUCGGCCAUUUUCAGCUCAUAUAUGUGCGCUCUGGGGAGCAGCAGCAAAAAAAAAACAUGUCCCUAUUUUCUUUUCUUUUUUUUUCUCUUCUUCUUCGUGGAGGUGUUUUAUUUUCUCAGCGAUUGUUAAAAAAAAAAAUCAAUCAGUCAUGCAAUAAGAAGGACACACGUUUGCAGUUUUCUUUAUUGAAUAAAAGACAAACAUCCAUUUUUCCCCUUCUCCAUGUCAAACAUUCCACGCUGCUCCGGUUCCAAGACAUAAAUAAAAGAAUUGAAAUGAACGCACAUCUUUCAGUUUUAAUUUAGACUUGGCUGCAGCAUUUCACACAAAU
Messenger RNA from Nematolebias whitei (Rio pearlfish), 2419 nucleotides. It is a transcript of the gene hoxa3a, whose product is annotated as homeobox A3a. The record is from RefSeq and is a predicted model, not a curated record. Gene Ontology annotation, molecular function: RNA polymerase II cis-regulatory region sequence-specific DNA binding; DNA-binding transcription factor activity, RNA polymerase II-specific. Lineage: Eukaryota; Metazoa; Chordata; Actinopteri; Cyprinodontiformes; Rivulidae. Gene Ontology annotation, cellular component: nucleus. The transcript is spliced from 4 exons. Gene Ontology annotation, biological process: regulation of transcription by RNA polymerase II. The coding region runs from base 193 to 1428 and encodes 411 amino acids.